AUGCAUACACACGGUAACUUGACUGCUAGUUAUCUUUGGCAACCGGGUGAAUUUGCUCGCCGGAUGCUCGGAGAACGUCCAUCUCCAGUACCGCCCACAAGGGACCUCUGGCCUCCACCUCAACAGCCGCUAAGCAUAAGUACCCUUCAAAUCUCAUAUUUACAAGAUGAACCGGAAAUUAGGCGUUCAGCAACGCUCCCUGCUCAAUCAGGUUAUGCAACUAAAGAAGACGAUCGACACAGACCACAGAUGUGUACUAUCGGCACGAACACCGAUCCGCCACCAAAUAUGCUUGAAAGGUUGAGAAUUUUAUUUAAACGUCAAGAGAACGAGACAAUUAACCAUCAUCGUGCCGGACAAUUUACUAUAGCUCCCAGAGAAACAUCUUUUGAGGUAAAAGAAGAAAGCUCAGCUUCUAAAAAACUUAGCAGGAUAAAAAAGGCACUUGCCAAUGCUAAAUACAAAAUUGCACCUCGUAGUGAGACUAUCGAGAGUCCUAAAAUAGUGUACGACACGUCCAAGCCUGGUGAUAGGAUGAAGACAACUUUUGGUGUUCGCGACAAUCGAAGAAUAUGCAAAAUGCCUUCGCGAAGUGAAUGUCUUCGAAGACUUCGUACUGUGAGCGAUUGGUGUCGUCCACGAUCACGUCGACCUCCUCGACGACAACCCCCAGUACCACGCUUACAAAUCACUCAGGUGUGA
Molecule: messenger RNA, 702 nt
Organism: Bombyx mandarina (wild silkworm)
Lineage: Eukaryota; Metazoa; Arthropoda; Insecta; Lepidoptera; Bombycidae
Source: RefSeq, a predicted model, not a curated record